Molecule: messenger RNA, 2764 nt
Organism: Diospyros lotus (date-plum)
Lineage: Eukaryota; Viridiplantae; Streptophyta; Magnoliopsida; Ericales; Ebenaceae
Product: transcription factor GAMYB
Exons: 6
Coding region: 367-2079 (570 amino acids)
Source: RefSeq, a predicted model, not a curated record
CUCUCCCUCUCUCUCUCUCUCGGCUCGUUCUGAUCGCCUCCUAAAGAUUCUGAACUCCAUCUAUUCCAAUGAUUCUCUUCCCUGGUUUCCAUUCUUUGUUCUUUGUCCCAGUUUGUAUUCCUAAGGAUUGCGUUUUCUGGUUAGUGUCUUGCUUCAGGUGGGCUAUCUUCUACUGACGUUCUGCAAUUUGUUAUCUUGUAAUAUGUCAGGUGUUUAAUUCGGCGAUUGCUUUUGGCAACUCCCUUGCUGUUAUAAGUUGAGCUUCUUUCAUCCAUUCUGAAUUAGGUUCUGUCUGUCUGUUUGUUUGUUUCUGGCCUGGUGGCAACAAGUGGUCUCUCCGGAGUUUCGAUUCAGGCCAACUACUGCAUGGUUCAUCUUUCAACCUCUAUCAGGAUCAGUGUAAUAACAAUGAGUCAUGUCACAAAUGAGAGUGAAGAUGAGUUGCUUUCCAAGGAUCACAGUGGUUCGCCUUUGACUGAUGAAGUUAAUUAUGGAGGAAGUGUAACUGCAGCAGUUUUGAAAAAAGGGCCAUGGACUUCUGCAGAAGAUGCUAUUUUGGUGGAUUAUGUCAGGAAGCAUGGAGAGGGAAACUGGAAUGCUGUUCAGAAGCACUCAGGGCUGCUACGGUGUGGAAAAAGUUGCCGCCUUCGAUGGGCAAACCACCUAAGACCAAACCUAAAGAAAGGAGCAUUCACCAAUGAGGAAGAGAGGCUAAUCAUUGAACUCCAUGCCAAGAUGGGAAACAAAUGGGCAAGAAUGGCUGCACAUCUGCCUGGUCGGACAGAUAAUGAGAUAAAGAACUAUUGGAAUACUCGAAUCAAGAGGCGCCAGCGUGCUGGAUUACCUCUUUAUCCCCCUGAAGUGUGUUUGCAAGCACUGCAAGAGAAUCAACAAAAUCCAAAUGGUAGUGGGGAUAAAGGGCAGCAUGAUGUCUUGCAAACUAACAGUUAUGAGAUACCUGACGUCACAUUUGAUGGCUUGAAGGCAAACCAGGGAGUUUUACCUUAUGUCCCAGAACUUGCUGAUAUUUCUACUGAUGGCAUACUGACGAAAGAUCUUGGUUCUUCUCAGUAUUAUGGUUUUGUUCCCCCAAUGGUUUAUUGCCAAAAGCGCCUUCAAGAGCCAGCACCCUCAUUCUAUGCCUAUGAUGGUAGUAUCAGCAAUGAGCCCUCGCCAUCAGACCAAACACCGGAUGAGAGUUCUGAUAAUCUAACCUCACAAUCCUUUGAUUUUGCUUUUCCCUACGAUCCUGAUCCUACGAAGAACCUGUUGCUUUUUGGUGGAAAUCAGGGUAGCCAUUCCCUUUUAAAUGGUAAUUUUUCAGCUUCUAAGCCUGCUACUGGGUUUGUGAAGCUGGAGCUCCCUUCACUCCAAUAUCCAGAAACUGAUUAUGGUACCUGGGGUUCAUGUCCCCCACCUUCACUUGACUCACUGGAUACUUUUAUUCAGUCUCCUCCACCUUUAGGGGCACUUCAACCAGAUUCUGUUUCACCACAUAACAGUGGCUUAUUAGAUGCAUUACUUCAUGAGGCAAAAGCUCGAAGGGUAAGGAAUCAAUUAUCUGACAAGAGUUCGAAUUCUUCUACUAUCAGUCCCAGUGAUAUAACGAAUGGUUCUGCCUUGGAUAUAAGUGACAUAAAAUGGGAAGAAUAUGGUGACUCCACGUCGCCCAUGGGUAAUUCUGCAGCUUCAUUUUUCAGUGAAUGCACUCCUGUAAGUGUCAAUGGGAGUUCAUUGGAUGUAAAUCCUCCUGCCGAAACCUUUCCUGGGAGCAACAUGAAGUCGGAAGUAAUUGAGCAGAUGUGGAUCCUGGAUGACGACAAAGGAGAAACCGCGACUCCAUUGGAUUUUUCCAGGCCUGAUGCUUUGCUUGGUUCAUUUUGGCUUGGGAAAAGUGCUGCCUGUGCCAAGGACCAAGGCGUAAUGAACGAUGCCAUGUCGGUGACAAUUGGCGAUCAGUUAGGUAACGACGAGUACAAGCAUGUGGGAGCUGGGACUUCUACGAGCCAAGUGUUGGGAUUUGGUUCUUGCGUUUGGAAUAACAUGCCUGCAGUCUGCCAUAUGUCCGAACUUCCUUGAAAUUUGCCUUUUGCCAGUCUAGAUAUGAAAAUUUUUAGAUUUUUAGAAUUUCAAAUCUCGUUCUUCUCAAAAUUUGUUAAAUAUGGGAAAUUCGAGCCAAAAUAGAACAUCAGCUCAUAUGUUCAGACCAUGCGAUGGCUGCAAGGUGUAGUGUUGUUAACUCACCGGUUUUCCAAAACACUGCAACACAUCUAUGCCCUCGGAACUUCGUGGAUCCUUUCAAACUUUGAUUGUAAUAAGUGUGCACUUCCAGUUAGCGACAUCACAUCCUCCCGAUACAAUACGCUUCAUAGUUUUCGGUUAACUGAAGAAAUUUCUGCUUCUCCACGUUAAAAUUGCAUUUGUUUCAUCGUUGUGUCCUGCUUUUGCCAAUAUACCAGGUAUGAUGAAGCAGUCACUAUUAUGAGGUUAGUGUCUAUAUCUGUAAUGUUGUUUUUGUCCUUGUUUGCUGCCUUGGUUAUUAGUUUGAUUAAAAGUGAGCUCUAAUGCGGGCACUUUGAAGUUUGAACUAUAGUGGUUUUUAGUUGACGUUGUAAGUUUUGAAAAUCUGGUGCUUAUUGGAAUGGGACCAUAUUUGUUUUUCUUGUAGGUGUAGGUGUAGUUGUAGUUGUGAGACUCCAAAAUCUUCCUGCCAGCUGUUUUACUGAUUUGUGGUUUAUUGUGGAUAAUUAAUGAAUUCUUCUAA